UGUAUUAGUCAUCGUGAUGUCUAGAUCGUAUAUUCUUCCUGGUAAUGUCCCGAUUGUCAUUACUGUUUGACUUACGCGACCAUAUACAGAUGUCCAUACUGGUAUCUGUUGUAAGCACACAUUUAUAAAACUAGGUAUACUGUUGUCUUUGAAAUCUGGCUGACAUGUCCAGAAAAAUCUUAUGUGGUCCAGCCAGAAAUCUGAACAAUUAGAUGACUGUGACAAUAAAUUCACCCAGAUACGAGAAAAGAGUGAGCCAGAAGGUCACAGUAGUACCCGGUCAUUCAUCAUACUCGGAUUCAUCUUUGUUGCCUCCAUUCUUGCCUUGGGGAUCGUUUACCUAAGAUUCCCCAAGCUUGCCGAAGACGAAAAACAGUAUAUCAAACUUCCUAGAGAUAUAGAUGACGCCAAGAACCUUGGCAAAGUAUUGUCACGUUAUAAAGAAGACCAUUAUUACCAGGUGUUGGGAGCCUAUUUUAUUGUAUAUGUGUUUUUACAGUCCUUUGCUAUACCAGGGUCUAUAUUCCUCAGUAUAUUGUCUGGAUUCCUGUUCUCAUUUUCUAUAGCACUGUUCCUUGUAUGUUUGUGUUCUGCUUUAGGUGCCUCCUUUUGCUAUCUUUUGUCCUAUUUAGUCGGACGAAGACUUGUACAGAAAUACUUUCCAGAGAGAGUAGCUGAAUGGCAAUCUCAUGUAAAUAGACAUCGGGAACAUUUAUUGAACUACAUCAUUUUUCUGAGAAUCACACCAUUUUUGCCAAAUUGGUUCAUCAAUAUUACCGCGCCAGUGAUCAACGUUUCUCUUCUACCAUUCUUCUGUGGAACAUUUUUUGGAGUGGCACCUCCAUCCUUUGUGGCGAUCCAGGCUGGGACAACGUUACAAAAACUGACCUCGUCGGGGGACGCAGUUUCCUGGACCUCUCUCAUCAUCCUUUCAAUCUUUGCCUGUUUGUCUCUACUUCCUGUUUUCCUAAAGAACAAACUCAAGGCCAAAUUUGAUUGAUAAUUACUGAAACUUAGACCACUUUGUAUUUAUAAUGCAUAAUGUAGAUUUUCUUGUACUGUAAUUAAACAGACAAUGGUAUGUAUAUAUGUAUUAUUCUGGUAAUAUUCCAUAUACCCACAUUCAACAGAAAUAAAAACUUUAAGAAGUGACAGAGUGAAAAAAAUCCAGGUCCAAUUUCUGGGGCCAGUAGAUUUGGUCUAUAUCGGCAAGCAAAUCUUCAAAUCUUGGUGACUACUUGCCUGAUUGACAAGUGCAAAAUUUCGCAACAUUUUUACCUUUUUCUUGGAGUAAUUUAAGAUACUGGUUACUACUAAUUCAGUAUGGGCAAGCACUUUUCAGUCCAAACUGCCCAAAGGACCAGUGAUGCUGAGUUUGUUUUCCUCCCCCGAGAGGGCAUCUUGGGUAUUUAUUUGUCUGGUCUUUCUAUACAAAUAAUGAAUAAUUUUUCUUUCCUAAUAAAUGCAUAACAAAAGCUAUCAAUUUGUUGAAAAAUGAACUAUCAACUGGCCUCAUUUUCGUCAGCAUUCCUUAAUAUGGGGAUGAAUUUUGAGAUUUAAGGAGACACAUCUAGUUAAGGAACAUGUAAGUCUGUAAUGUUUUCAUGUGGAAAAUUUGAAUGGAAGGAAUUUCGUGAAGGAAUAUUGAUGAACUAUAUUGCCAGUUUAAAUAGCCAAGGUCCUUCCUUUUAGAAACUGAAUCAAAUUUAACCAAUAUUAUAACUACCCACCAAUCUGUUAGUCAAAUUUUGAGAUUGAAACUUUUAAAGUGAUAUUAAUACUUUAUGAUACUGACUAUAAGUGACUAAUAUGAAUUUAAAUACAAUUUCUGAAAUAAUGGCACAAUAAUUUUGUAUCUUAUGUAGGUUGGGAUCACUCUUAUUAUGUAAAUAAUGUAAUUUUUAUCUCCUGUUUUCACCAAUAUUUAAUUUGCUUUAUAACCAUCUUUUGAAAUUUAAAACAUUGGUCAAUUGUAGUGAUUAGAUCAUUUAAAUAUGUUGUUUUGUCACUAUGAUAUUUGUUUUAUUUAUAUUUAAAUGGCCAUAUUUCCCAAGCAAAAAUACAUCUGUUAUUAUGUAUACUUUUGGUGGAUAGGAAGGUUUUUUGAUAUCUACAUAUACAAAUGUACCAUAAUUUUGGUCAGCAGAGGUCUGGAUGGCAGGAGUUCAUGUUUUAACCAUUAUGAUAAAUUGAGAAUACAGACAAACAAUUAAAAUCCUAUCACAAUAGAGUUUUGAAAACAAUUAGGAAAUGAGAGUAAAAUGAACAAAAUGUUCAUGUUACAUGGAAAGUACAAUGCAAAUAAGACCAGGUGUUUCAGAAGAAUAAGCAUCUUCUGCCUCAUAGACAACAUCCACUAGUUAUGUCUAGACAUAGACAACACUCGCCAUGCAAUGUCAAAUCCAGGUUAUUUGACAACCCCAAAAUGACAACAGAACCCCUAGGCAUAUCAAUGAGCAUAUACAUGUAUCACAUGUAACAACAUAUCGAAAAAAAAAAAAAUCAUGAGGAAAACAAAAUUUUCCUAAAGAGAUCAUGAUAUCACCCAUAAACCUGUGUCGUGGGCUACGUUAGCCUGAAUCUCUUAAAUUCCUAUGUCGUUGCUAUGUAACAAGCGUCAUUUACCGACACAAGAUUUAACUAAAACUUUAGAUUAAUUAUUUUUCAAGACUUGCUCAUACGUCUCAAAAUAUUUUUCUGCCGUGUCAAAUUAAUGAACAUAACAUUGAAAUGUACCGGUAUAUUUCAAAGUACCGACACACAAAAAUAAGUUUGCUCAACUGAAAACAAAAAUCACAUCUCCGUCCCUUUUCAUAUUCUGAUAUUUCUCAACAUACUGUCUAUUUUUCGUUUAAAAUAUCCUAAAAAGAAAAUUUCCUUAUCAAGAAAAAAAAUUAAUGCUCCCAAAUUUUGUUUGAUAUUAACAAAGACAUAUUGUGACCCAUCUGGCCCUGCAUUUUGUUUGUCGGUAGAUUAAAAUCUUAGAAAUUAAGAUGAAAUUUAAGUAUUCUUGACCGCUUUGAUCUGAUUUGUCAUUGGAAAUAAUUUAAAUUUUGUAUCUUAUGUUGUAAUUUUUGCUGUUUUACAUGUAAGUUAUACCAUAUCAUUAAGCAUAUCACACAUUUGAGUAUUGUUUCUGUAUUUUUCAAUUUCUGAAAAUACUACAGUUAACCAGCUUAUUUUUGCUGUGACUUAUUUUCGCGGGGUUUUUUUGUUUUUUUUUUGCCUAAAUAACUUCUACACAGCAAUUUAAUUUUCAUUUAUUUUCAAUCAUAAAUCAGGAUAUUGAGGACCAGUAUCUGAUUCCGUUUGUCCAAUACAUGUACAUUGUAUAUCUGUUUCUCAUUUUAUUUUUAAAGUUAAUAAUUAAAGUUUUUGUUAUUGCUGUAUGUAUAUCUUAAUUAUCCACCAUAUAUAAAAUAAUUAUUAUUUCUCAAGAUUUAUAACACAGCAGUUGCCUGUCUGUAGACUAGAGGCAUAAACCCAAGUUUACAUGUAAAAGGCCUAUUAUAUCUGUAAUUGAAACUAUUUGGAGGUGCUUAAUUUUCACGAAUUUUAAACCUGUGAAAUGCGCUAAAAUUAAUUGCACAGAAAAAAUAAGUUGGCUUACAAUAUUUCUGGUUGGUAUUAAAAAUUACAUUUUAAAAUCAAUUUGACAACACAAUCUUUUUGAACUGUCUUCAGAGGUCCGAUAAAGGAUCUUGAUCAUACAAUUAAAUACAAAAACUCGUUAUCAUUUACAGAUUCAUUGGUUGGACCAUGCCCCCAUUUUUAGUGGGUUUUUUUUAAGAAUGUUUCAUUUUCAGUAUCUGUCAGUAUACAUAAAUAUUAGCUUUGGCAUGUUCAAGGCCUGUUAUACAUGUUGCUAUACCAGUAUACAUUGAUCCUGUUAAAUCAAUUUAUGAGCAGACUUCCACAAACUUAUCAAAAUAAAAUACCUGUCCUUUUUAAACAGCGUUUUGAAAUUGUAUUUUAUUACCGAUAUCUGCUGCUUAGUUAUGAACAAUGAUUUUUGUCCUAGUUAAUCUGCCACAGUAUAGUUGUAUUUUAAGUCAAAUCUACCUGAUUAACUUGUGAUAUUUUUUUUGUCAACUUACCAAGUAAAAUAUAUUUGAUAGGCAAAAUAUGUAAAGUUUUAUCUUAAAUAGGGAACUUUGGAUGAUUUUUAUAAAAUCAUAUUCAUUUUCCUCUAUUGAGAAAGUCUUUUAUUUUUUUUAUAUAUAUUAAAAUACAUGUUAGAAGAUGCUACAUUGUCGAUAGUGUUACCACUACUUUUCACAAAAAUGCGUUAAAAGGCAUGAUAUAUAAAUAUAUCUAAUUAUUGAUAAAACAAAGAAAUUAAAACAAAUAAUUAUGCACAAAAACAGUCACUUUAUAGGCUGAAAAUUACAAAAUUUAGAGGCAGAUCAUGGUAGAAUGUGAUAACGGUAAUUGUUUCUUCUAUUGAAAUUUAAAAGUGGAGGGUUGUUAUAGUAUGAAGUAUGUAGCUUUUUUCAUUGCACAAAAUAUGAAAAAGUCUUGUCGGCGACGUAGCAAAUUACCAUUAAUGUAAAGAUUUUUUUUUUUUUUUGUCUUUUCAGUUGUUUUUUUCUCAACUCUGAUCCUCAUCAUGCAUUUGUUUCAUCAUAGUUAUGAAGAUACUUGUUACUAUAUACACAAAACUGUACAUAUCUUCAGAUUUGACUUUUAAUGUAUACGCCUUGCUUAUAAAGGGAGCAACAGAGAUAUUAAUGCUGCUGUUUGGUUCGAAUAAUGAACCAUCUUAUUUCGUAAUACAGUGUAUAUAUUUUUACCUCACUUUUAAAAGUUUAAAAGACAGGUGCUUGCUGUGGAUUGGAAAGUAUUAUUGUACAAUGGUACAGAAUGAUGGGAAUUUUUUCGGUAGUUUCUUUGAAGUAUAACUUAACACCAGAGACUGGUGAUACUGUAAUAAUUCUUGUAAAACUGACUUUCCUGACACUAGAUUAAACAUGAAUGCUCGCAAUAUUUCAUUUGCCUAGAUAAUACCAGUGAUAUUUGGGUGACAACAGGAAAUAUACUGUAGUAGACUCAUUGUUUGACUAACUUUGGUCAUGAGAAAUUAUUAAUUUACUGUAUUUAUCCUCCAAUAAGCCCCUCCUCCAGUGUUAAAGUUCAGUACUCUAUUUAUCCUCCAAUAAGCCCCUCCUCCAGUGUUAAAGUUUAGUACUGUAUUUAUCCUCAAGUAAGCCCCUCCUCCAGUGUAAAAGUUUAGUACUGUAUUUAUCCUCAAAUAAGCCCCUCCUCCAGUGUUAAAGUUUAGUACCGUAUUUAUCCUCAAAUAAGCCCCUCCUUCAGUGUUAAAGUUCAGUACGAUAUUUAUCCCUCCCUUAUUGAAAAAGUUAAUAUUCAAGUUUGGGUACAGCUUAUUUUUGAACCAAUUUCAGCUUACUAUUUUAAAAUUGACGGUUCUGCAAACUGAAGGUUUAUUUGUGGACAGGGGCUGAUUUGGGGUUAAAUAUGGUAUGAGAAUAUUGUAUUCAGUUUAAUGUCAUGAAAGAAAUUUUCAUCAUCGAAUGCUUCCUGGUGACCAUGUAUCAUUAUCUAUACAUUGUAUUUACAAUAUUUCUUCACACAUUUCAUGGUAUUUAAGUAUGUUCACAAGACAUUUCAAGCAGGGAAAUUAAAAUCAUAUCAGAUUUUUUGUAAUACAUGUAUUUGUGCUAUUUUAACUAUGAUAUUGUUUCGUUAGAUUUUACAGACAAAAAAACCGAAAUAUCUUCAUGGGACAUGGUUGUAAAUUUCAAUAUUUUCCUUCAAAUUCGUUACUGCAAAAAUUGUACCAGUCAAUCUUGAAUACAUUUCUGUAUAUUGUUUGUAUCACAUCCAUUAAAUACAUUGGUUGUUACGAGGGAAAACUUUUAAUAUUUGAUGUUUUUAUUCUUUUUUAUUUAGCAAAAUAACAAAUUUAAAACAUCCUGCAUCAAAAGUACUGACAUGAUUAUCUUAUUGCUAAGUUUGGCAAGAAAAAUCGGAGCUUUCAUCAUAUAAAUUUAGUCGGGCGAUAAAAUUACUACAAGAUACUGAAAUAUUGUUUUGUUUCAUCAUUCUACUGAACAGUAUUGGAUAUAUUGGUGGGCUUAUUACAAGACAUGGGCUGACUGCCUGGUAAACAUGGUACAUACAUUACAGCUCAAUUACAUAAUGUUAUAAAAAUUUGUAUUUCUUCCACCAAUUACUACUAUUAUCAUAGAAAGCGAGAUAAAUUAAAUGAGGAGUGUUCUAUUGAGAUUUUACUGUGUAAUCUGAUCAAUAAAAACAAAUUUUACAACAUAAGGGAUAUUAUUGUGUAAUAGCGCAGGAUUAAUUAAAUUUAAAUCACUGUCUCCGCUAGGGAUCGAACCCGGAACCUCUGGCAUACUAGUCUUACGCACAACUGAUCGAGCUAAAGAAAUCUCUCUAGCCGAGCGGUAUAUUGCGGCUAGUAUUUACCAGGGUUACAAUUGUUUAAUAAAUGCCCUCUACUAUAAUACUAGCCCUCUACAUGGUGAGUCGGGACCAAUUAAUUCAGGACUUUAAUGUCCGUCAAUGAUCUCUGGAAGAUUUCACAAUUUUGGAAAAUUGAUCGAUUGGCAUGCAGAACCAUUCCAAUAUAUUCAUGAAAAUACUUAAGGAAGUCGGUAAAUUUUGUGCCUUUUUAUAGCUCUUUUAUUGAUGAUAAGUGUUAAACAAUACAUAUACGUAUAACAAGUUUGUAAUUUUAGUUGUAAAAUCUGAUGUACCUAUGUAGGGACUUAAAUACAAAACACAAAAUCAACUUAAAACAUAAACUAUGAAAAUCAUAAAACACACACACUUUAUAUACAUAUAUACUCUGACAAUUAAUGUAUACAAUUCAGAUGAAUUCCUUAAAGAUGUUCAAUAAAUAAUUAAAGUCUUUAAAAAUGAAAUAAUUUAUCAAGCAAACAAGGUUAAUUUUUACAUCUGAAUAAAUCAAAAUGACCAAAAAUGGUAUUUAACAGAUUUUGUCAGACUUAGCACUAUAUGAAGUAACAUUCUGGCAGGAUUCAUUAAAAUUAUUACAGACUUCCUGUAAGAAUUAGAAUUUUGGAAAUUUUCCAUAAGAAAUAAAAUUUAACAGACGUCGUGUAAUAAUUAAAAUUUUACAGACUUCCUGUAAGAAGAGUUUGAGGAAUCCUUAAGUUAAUUUAUUACAUACUUCCUGUAAUAUUUACAUUUGUACAGGAUUCCUGUAAUAAGUAUAUUACUUUGGUGCCGUAGUUAGAGUACUGACACAUACCAGGGACAAAUCCCUGUACAUUUUACUUCAGAACUUAUUUUAACACUUGCCAUACAUGUAACAUUUUAUUAUUGAUGUCUGUUUCUCAUCUAAUUUAUUCUUAUUAAAGGGACUUACAUAAUC
This is a messenger RNA of Pecten maximus, 7381 nucleotides long. Its product is annotated as transmembrane protein 41B-like. Lineage: Eukaryota; Metazoa; Mollusca; Bivalvia; Pectinida; Pectinidae. The transcript has 7 exons. The coding region runs from base 182 to 1000 and encodes 272 amino acids. The record is from RefSeq and is a predicted model, not a curated record. Gene Ontology annotation, cellular component: endoplasmic reticulum membrane.